AUGCUCAACAAGAGCGACGCGCAGGUCGUCUACGACGAGAGCGGCGCCGCCGUCGGCGUCAGCAGCGGCGGCGAGACCGCCCGCUGCAAGUUCGUGGUGGGCGACCCCUCCUACUUUCCGGGCAAGACGCGCGUCGCCAGCCGGGUGGUGCGGGCCAUCUGCAUCCUUAGCCACCCGGUGCCCAACACCAACAACGCCCACAGCGCCCAGAUCAUCCUGCCGCAGAAGCAGAUCGGGCGCCACUCGGAUAUGUACGUGUUCUGCUGCUCAUACGCGCACAAUGUGGCGGCCAACAACAAGUGGAUCGCGUUCGUGUCCACAACGGUGGAGACCUCCAACCCGGAGGCGGAGCUGGCGCCGGGCCUGGCGCUGCUGGGCCACAUCGACGAGAAGUUUGUCAGCGUCAGCGACGUGCACGUGCCCCUGGAGGACGGCAGCAAGGACAAGGCGUUCAUCAGCUCCGGCUACGACCCCACCACCCACUUUGAGACCACGGUGGAGGACGUGCUGGACAUCUACCGCCGCGUCACGGGCGAGGUGCCCGAUCUGGACACCAAGAACGCCCGCCUGGCGGAGCAGCAGCAGGAGUAG
Molecule: messenger RNA, 591 nt
Organism: Monoraphidium neglectum
Lineage: Eukaryota; Viridiplantae; Chlorophyta; Chlorophyceae; Sphaeropleales; Selenastraceae
Product: Rab GDP dissociation inhibitor alpha
Exons: 5
Coding region: 1-591 (196 amino acids)
Biological process (GO): protein transport; vesicle-mediated transport; small GTPase-mediated signal transduction
Cellular component (GO): cytoplasm
Molecular function (GO): Rab GDP-dissociation inhibitor activity
Source: RefSeq, a predicted model, not a curated record